UUGCUACUGGGGAGAACUUAACAGUGAGGCCAGCUAAAAUUGUAGCGGGCCAAGAAGCGGACAAGACCAAUGAAUGGCUGCAGGCCUUGGGCAAGGCAAUUACACAAAAUGUUGACUCCUCUGAGGCCGUUCAACAAGUGCUCAGUGGGGCCAAGCCAGGUAAAGGCAAAAAACCUGACAAGGAAAAACCAGACAAAAAGCCCGAUAAAGCAAAGAAACCAGUAGCAGCAAAUAAUAGAAGUGUUAAAGAUAAUGACCCAAUUUCAGCCAAAGAUACAAAGGUGACCAAAAACACGAAAGUUAUUAAAUCAGUCGAAGAUCUCAAAGCUAGUAAAGAUCCCAAGUCAACAAGAGAUAAAAAAUCAUCCAAUAAUCCCAAAACUACCCAAGACCCUAAAUCUAGCAGAGAUUCCAGACCAAACCAAGACCCCAAAAAGAACAAAGAACUCAGACCAGGAAAUGAGUCUAAAAAUGCUCCAAAAGUUAAUUCCCAUUCUAAACCUCUGCAAGACAAAGGCUCUCCAGUGAAGGGUUCAAAGAGCAGUGAUGAUAAGGAUAAAUCGAGUAAAACAAGCAAGAGUAAAAAAGAUGAAGGGAGGAGCGCCAAGAGUGCAAAAGACAGGAAAAGCAAGGAUGGCAAAGACGACAAGGAAGGGAAGAAACCUGAGAGAACAAAAUCAAGCAAAUCCAGACCAGCAAGUCGUGUGGGCCAGGUAAAGGAGGCAGGGAAAGAAAACUCUCCACCUCACGAGAUAAUUGAUAGUGAGGAGAUAAUCCCCAAUGGACAUGCAUCUGUGGAGGAAAUGGUAGAAGCGGCUCCCCGAUUGGCAUCAGCAAGACCACGAAGCUCCCGACCAGAUGGUAAUGAAGAACCUGAAGAUGUUGCCGAGGCAAUAGAUGAAGGCAUAGUUACACAGGAAGCUCGUACAGAUGACUCUGAGGUUGCCCCUCUCCCAGAACCAUUCUUUGAUACACUGGAUAAUGAAGGUCUCCAGUCAGCUGUGGAAGAUGGGUUGAUGAUACCUACAGGACCGGAGUCAUUGAUUCAGCUGGAUGGUGAUGUUCAACAGGAAAAUAAUGGUGAAAGUGAAGAACCACCUUUAAUAUCACAAACACCUGUUGGAGAAAAUAAAGAUAUUGACCCAGCUAUCCUCAAAGCUAUGGCUCCAAAUAAUGACCAGGUUCAAGGGGAUGGGCAGCUAGGUCCUCCACAUCCUGAACCUCCAGAUUCGGGUGUAGGAUCGCUAGAUUCCCCCAAGCUUCCUUCAAGAGAGCAUGAGAGUUUACCCAUGGCCCCAACCCCUAAGCCAGGAGCACAGCCAUUAAGAGCAUUGGAGCAAUUUGGUGACGGACUUCCACCUACGCCACCGCCAGCUGCACAGCUGCCUACAUUUGAUAAUGAAGAAUAUCCUUCAGGAGAUACAAGUGUGCGACCUCGAACUGGUAGACGCUCAGCCCGACCCCCCAGUGCACGCCCAGCUCCUCCAAAAGUUCGAGAGAGACGAGAGAUUCCCAAGGAAGAGUUACAACGCCCUGGCACUGGUAAACCAGUUGCUAAUGUCAUCCUCUCCUCUGGUGCUGGCGAUGAUGAUGAUGAUGAUAAUUUUGUAGUUGAGGAGACAAAACCUACCGUGGUCAUGGAUGAAGACUCGCUUUCCAUGGAUGCUGCAGCAUCUGGUGGUGCUGCAGCAGCUGCGGCAGCAGCAGCAGCAGCUGCAGCAGUUGGAGAAGAUGGUGAGGGAGCAGGUCUUCUAGUUGCUCAAAUAUUAGAAACCAAAAAAGAGUUAGAAGAUGGACGUCGUAAUGCUUUUUCUCCUGAGACACCAGGUCAUAGGCGUGUCCCAAUUGAACAAUCUCUCUUGAGUGAUGCCAAUCGGAAGAAAGAAAGAGAAUUAAUCCAGAAAGAUGUAGCAAAGCUGAGCAGUUCAAUUCAGUCCAUAACUAGAUCUGUAAAUCCAUUAGCUAAGAUGUUAGAUUACCUGCAGGAAGACCUUGACUCAAUGCACAAGGAACUGGAAAUUUGGCGUAAUGAAAACAAACAGUUGACACAGACUCUCAAACGCGAGCAGAGCUUGACAGAACAUGACCUGGAACCUUUGAGAUCUCAACUACUUGAACUCGAUACAGCAGUUCAAGACCAACGAGAUAAAUUGUCUGCCAUCAAAUCAAACAUUUUGAGAAAUAAUGACAAGAUAUCAAGGUUAAUGGCAGGCAUAAAUCUGAAUAUAUAGUGUAGCAUAUCAUAGGUUGGACUCAUUUUGUUUAUACAGAAUAUAAAUGUAUAUAAUAUUUAUUUCUUCACUGCAUAAUCUCUAGUAAAUUAUUGUCAUAUAUUUUCUUAAUACUGUACAGAUAUAUUCAGUUGAUUGAAUGUGAAGUUGCUAACUACUAGAUGAGUAUUUAUUACAGAUUUAUUUAUAUAACAUAUGUAGUGAAGGUAAAUAGCACAGUUUAGUUUAGUCACCUAAUUAUCAAAUAUUUUGGAAGAAUAUGAUAAGACAAUCUAAACAUUUAUGUAUUUAAAUUGGUUUUAUUGUUCCGUGGUAUGGACAAAUGUAAAAAAGUUUUUAGAACCACAAUAUAGAGAACGUCUUUCUGAAGGAGGAGUUUGUAAUGAUUAAGACAAAAUAGGAUGAAUGUUCCAACAAUUUUAUGAUAAAAGGUAGGCUUGGGACAAUGUACGAGUGUUUCAGUCCAGUGUGAGGUUUCCGAGAGACCUCUGUGUGACUAUCUCGAGACUUGUGAAAUAAUGUUAUCACAGACUGCAUUGUCUGUACGUGAUAUGGAACAGUUCAAAACAGAAAAAUUUCCAUAGUCGUUUAUGGUUGAUACUGCAGUAUCAUUUAUUCUUGUUUUUAAGUGUUUUGAGUAGUGAAUAUAUGAAAUGUGGUCAGGCAACAAAUAGUUGUGUCAGACUACUGAUAGAAAAUUUAGGAAACACACACCAAAAAAUAUAUUAUAUAUAUACGUAAACACACACGACCACAUGAUUUCCGGAUGCCUCAGGACCGAGACUGAAUGAAUAACUGGUGCAGCCAGAUACACGGCAAGUCAUCCUGAAAAUUUAAAGGAAAAAUCAACAAUUUUGUUGAUUUUUCAACAUUUAUGAAAUUCUCAAGUAUUUUACGUUGUACUAAUAUGAGACAUUCUGGAAGUCAGUGUUAGCAUCAGUGUGGGGGUGUUGAAAGUGUCUAUGGGUAUCUGGAGUGGAUGUUGGGACUGACUGUGGGUGCGGGUGCAUUUUUCGGUGUGAGUAUAUGGGUAUUGGCAUUCACAUGUGGGUGCCUGUUUAUUGGUUGGGGAAGUGGUGUCGCUGGGUAGGUGUUGAUUAUGGGCUGGGAGGGUCGAAGGUGGUGCAGUUGUCACUCAAAAGGAUUUGACAAAAUUUAAGGCAAUAUAUGAUGUUACAUUAUCCUACAGCCAAUAUUAACACUUGUACUGGGUGAGUUUGGGAAGGGAAGGGGCUGAGGGGAGGGAGAAGAACAACAGGAAGAUGUGUGAUCGUCAUCAAUCUGUUCAGUGUUGUCUCUCCAAUUUGGCAGUUUGUGGCACAGAAUCUGUGCAGCCUGUUGAGCCUAACAGUUUAUCUAGACUCCCAGUUCUUCUACCCUAACAGUCCAUCUAGCCUAAUGAGGCACCCCCGAUGCUGACAUUUUUGUACCAUGCCUGCACUUCACUUUAUCACACACUUUUAUUCAGGCCUGCUCCCCUCUCCUCACCAGCUUGUCGCACAUUUUUAUUCGGACAAACCCAAAACGAAUAACAAGCACAUCCAGAUGAGAGGCAUCCGGAAAGCAUGUGGUCAUCUGUAUAUAUAAAUAAACAAGAUACAAACAUGUCCAUUCUUUAGGUACCACACAUUAGAUAACUGGAAGUUUUGGGAAGUAACUUGGUUAAAUUAUAGGAUUGUUCCUUGUAUUUUAUUGCUAUUUAAAAUGCCUUUUAAAUGUUUAAUUAUAAGUGUUUAAUUAUUAAUUAUAAUUAAUUAUAAUUAUUUUAGUCAAGAAAUUUUUGUUUAAUUUCUAUAGAAUAACAAUCUGGUUUUGCCUCUUAAUAUAUUACAUUGAAGUUGUUUUUAAUAUAACAUUGUGGCAUAUUUGACUCCAAGCAGCCAUAUAAAUUGCUAUCAUAAGUUGGACAUGUUUUAUACUACUUCAGGGACCAUGUGAAAGCAUUUUAAACUUAAGAGUUUUCAAUACCAUAGUUUUAUCUGUAGUUUCAACACAGUGCAGUACUGUACUCUGAUAUAAGUAAUCAGAUCUAAAAAAAAAUCAUCAUUACUUUUUUGAAGGGGCCAAACAGUCGCUCUCUGAAGAAAACUCAAUGCACACGAGUCCCAGUUGGCUUUCUUUUCCCUUCUGCCUGUGACUGUUCCACUUGCAGUGUUAUCUCUGAUGUUAGACUGACUUCCCCAGGUUACUUCAUGGGUGGUCAAGUCAACUUUGCCUACGUGGUGUUUUUCCUUGGGCAGGGUUUGGCCCAGUUCUGGUUCUUCCAGUUCUGCUCUUUUUUGGCACCGCCAGGUAAACCGGAUUCAAGCUCUAUUUGACUUUUGCCAACUUCCUCUUCCGGCUUUCAAGAUUCAGUUCUCUGGUGCCUACUUAUCCUGUCACUCAAUGUGUUCACAGAUGCCUCGGCCCUGGGCUGGGGUGUUGUAACCAGUGCCCACAAGGCCUCCCAAGGUUGUUGGUUGGGUCCUCUCCAUUGGGCACACAGUAGGGUGCAUGAAUUUGCAGAGGUGUGGCAAGGCUUGUGGAGAGUUUGUCUUCCUUCAGGCUCUAUUCUCUGGCUCCAUUCCAACUGAUCUCUAGUGGUUCAUUGUCUGAAUCAUAGUCUUACUGUCUUUUCCUCUUUGGCAUUAGACUCUGCAAGUAGUUCAGGUUCUGGAUUCUCAGGGUCUCUUAUUUCCAUCCCAUUUCUAUAGAGUAGACUGUUGAUGACACAUUCUUUUGGUAGCUCCGCAAGACAUUCGGUCACCCCAAGGUCACUCGGGCCACUCCUGGCUUGAAACUGGCCACUUCCUUGUUAUGUACUGUAGCUCCAUUCCCCAACCACAAGGCUCUUAUAGUGGAUGUUUUUCAGUUAGAUUGGUAAAAUUGGAGGUUCUUUUACCUCUUCCCUCCAGUUCAACUGUUCCUCCAGGUGAUGUUGAGACUGGAGGUGCAUUUGGCUGAAUUACCGAGGCCACUUAACACCUUAGUGGCCUCGACGAGGACAGGAAGCCAGUAGCUUGUCAAAGGCUCCCCCAUUUGCCUCAAUCUUUUCCAGCUAGAUUUUAAAAUUUAAUAGGCUUUAUCUCAUACUAGCAUCAGAGAGCCACUGAGGCCCAAUCAGAAAGAGGCAUUUCAUUACAUUUACUGUUUUUGUAUACAAUAUUAGGAUAAUUUUUAGUUGUAGCAUAAGGGUCUGGAAUACCUUGGGCCCUGAUUUUAGUUCUGGAUUAUUCUUAAAAAGUCUUAAUGUUACGAUCUCAUUGGUAUUACUUGCCCUAUUUUUUUUUUUUUUUUAUGAUUUUAUGUAAUGUGUUCAAUUUCAUUUGCAAAAGUAUCUAAAAAAUAAUGGAAAUCGCAGUUCACAACUCAGAAUCCAACGUGGAUGACAUAUUGAACUGAAAUAUAUUAUACAGCUUAUCAGUGGAUAAUUUAAGCAUGUCCUAUCAGCUAGUGGCAGGAAUGUUAAUUAUUAUACAUUAUUGUAAGAAUGUUUAUCAAUAUCAUAACUUGAUUGUGACCAGGUGAAAAAAUAUUAAAAAACAAACCAUCUGGUGACCCCUAUGUCUGUACAUCUGACAUAGGGGUGAAAAAAUAAUUAGUACAGUACUGGAGAUACAGUAUACAGUAUUUAAAUUUUUUUUAAUCGAAUUGCAGGUGUUCUGUUCGAAUAACUUUUUAUAUUAAUGCCAUAUGAAGACUAUUCUGUCAUUUAAUGAAAAGCUUUAUAGAAAUUAAAUUAUGGAUUCAUAUUGUGUUAAUUUUUAUGAAACUAUUAAUCACUGUACAAAUCAAGAAGCUUAUUGGUCUAUUGUGUAUUCAUCCAAUAUCUAAUUGAAAUAAAAUACCACUGGUUGGUUUGUUGACAUGCUGUGUCUAGAGAAUAGAUACACUUUAUUUAUUCAUGCAACAAUUUUCAUAGUAAGCUAAUAAAGUUUUUAAAUUACA
Procambarus clarkii (red swamp crayfish) is the source of this 6158-nucleotide messenger RNA. Lineage: Eukaryota; Metazoa; Arthropoda; Malacostraca; Decapoda; Cambaridae. The record is from RefSeq and is a predicted model, not a curated record.